UUUACUGCACAUCCGCCAUUCACUCGGCUGUGAGCGUGUGUCGGUGAGACACUUUCAUUCUUCUCUUUCUAGUUUAAAUGCACCUACGAGCCUUCAUCUUCAUCUGUUUCUGAUGUCUUCCCCCUGCAUCACCAUGACUCGUGUCUUCGUCUAUGGCACCCUGAAGAAGGGGCAGCCCAACUACUACCGCAUGUUUGAGAGCGCCAAUGGGAAGGCGGAGUUCCUCGCCUCGGCCUGCACCACCCAGAAAUACCCGCUGGUGAUCGCCGGCAAGAACAACAUCCCAUUCCUCCUCAACAUCCCCGGCCAGGGCCACCGAGUCCACGGAGAGAUCUACAAAGUGGACGACAAGAUGCUUGGAUUCCUGGAUGACUUUGAGGACGUUCCCACCCUGUAUCAGCGGACUCCGAUCAAACUGGAGGUGAAGGAGUGGGUGGGGAAGACGGAGGGUGAGGAGAGGCCGGCAGCAGGCAGCAUCACUGAGGCGUUCCUGUACAGCACCACUACGUACCAGCCAGACUGGCCCUCGCUGCCCUGCUACGAGAACUACGACGCGUAUGGAGAUCACGGGCUCCAGUAUGUGACCAGGGAUGAACGAGACUGAUGGCGCUCGCCGGAAUAAGACGAGAUGAUGCAGAGAAGACGGGAUGCACAAGGUCCUCUACCUCGUUACAAAUCAGCCUCCAUAUUCUGUGACAUAACAAAAAUGAAUCUGUAUCUAGUUUUGACUUGUCAAGUUUAAAUACUUAAUUAUUAAAAGACCUUCUGCAAAGUUGUUAGUUGAUGAGUUACAGUAGUGCAGAAGUACAAUGUUUUUGUCUUUUAAAAAGUAAACAACCUAAAUGAAUAUUCACACUCACAUACUUUUGCUGAUAUAUCAGCUUUUUAAUAAUAAUAGUAAUAAUAAAUGUAAGUUCUAUGUCAAUAUGCAACUUUUUUUUAUUGAUUUAUCGCAUAGUAAAUAGUUUAAAAAGUUUAAAAUGAAUCAUGCCUCUUUUGUAUGUUUUACACUCCAGUUUCUCAGAAGCAUUAAAAUAUUUGUAACACUGCUAAAGGGCACUUUGAUAUUAAAAUUCAUGCCACACCUAAAACAGGUUUGUGUUAAUCUUUCUGUUCACUGCUUGAAUUGAA
Molecule: messenger RNA, 1131 nt
Organism: Anoplopoma fimbria (sablefish)
Lineage: Eukaryota; Metazoa; Chordata; Actinopteri; Perciformes; Anoplopomatidae
Product: gamma-glutamylaminecyclotransferase-like
Exons: 2
Coding region: 113-604 (163 amino acids)
Molecular function (GO): gamma-glutamylaminecyclotransferase activity
Source: RefSeq, a predicted model, not a curated record